UCUCUUCCCCUCCGCUUAAUGCUCCCAUGUGCCCCUACCACCUCCUUUCUCUCUCUCUCUCUAAAUUUCGCUCUCUCUCUCUCUAAGUCUAUAAAGUAGUGUCUCAAGAGCCACGAAAACUUCAAACUCCAGAAGAAAAUGUCAACUACUGCAACUGCCAAAUCUGCACUCUGGGUGAUCCUUGCAGCUGCCCUGCUCUUCCAAGGUGGGGGUGGGGUGAGGUGCGGCAAGAAUGGUCCUUCGGUGCAGCAAACACAGGUUGGUUAUGGAGCAAAGCCCAAAUUUAGGGUGGAGGUUAGGAACAACUGCCCAAUGUGCCCUGUUAUUGAUGUUCACUUGAAGUGCAAUGGCUUCUCUCAGGCCUUAAUCCCCCCGAAGCUCCUGAAGCUCAUCGCACCCAACGACUGCGUCGUUAAUGGUGGCCUUCCUCUUGGUCCCUCCCAGAGGCUCGCCUUUGCCUACUCCCAUACCCACCCCAUCUCCUUCUCCCCCCUCUCUUGGUCCCUCCAGUGCGAGUGAUUCUCAACUGCUCUCUCUCUCCUGUUUUAGUACUGUAGACUAAUGUCCUCCUCUUAGUUUUCACCAUCUUUAUUACAGGGCUAAUGUUUUUGUGCAUUCUAGCAAGUAAAGUAGGUGUUGAAGCUGCUCUAAUGGUGGAGAGAGGGGAAAUGAUAAUAUUUCUGGGUGUUUAUUUAUGAUGAUGAUGGUGCAAUAUAAAAUUACAAUAUUUUUGACA
Molecule: messenger RNA, 736 nt
Organism: Amborella trichopoda
Lineage: Eukaryota; Viridiplantae; Streptophyta; Magnoliopsida; Amborellales; Amborellaceae
Product: PHD finger protein
Biological process (GO): cell fate determination
Source: RefSeq, a predicted model, not a curated record